Molecule: messenger RNA, 1759 nt
Organism: Oldenlandia corymbosa var. corymbosa
Lineage: Eukaryota; Viridiplantae; Streptophyta; Magnoliopsida; Gentianales; Rubiaceae
Source: the annotation of a GenBank genome assembly
GUAAAAACAGAGCAGCAUCAAAACAGUUUAGUUUCUGCUGCUGUGCUUUGAAGAGAAAUCGAGAGAAACUGACUGUAAAAUGAUCACAGAACACAAUGCUUCUCAUCUGAUCAAAGCUUCAUCUGCAGAAAUAGAUUUUCUGUAAGCUUUCAGAAGAAAAAACCCUUUUUUCAUCUCACCCAAAAACAGAGCUAAAAAAGACCAGAGAAACUCUGUCAAAUUUGUUCAAAGAUCAAAUCUUUUUGUUUCCUCUUUCCUUUCGAAAAAUCACCGUGAAAUUGUUGGUUUUUAAGAGAUGGAUAAUCUGGGUAAGUUAUCUGAUGCCAUGUUGCUGAAUGGAGAGAAGAGAGCUAGUCUUCGUGGUGCGUUGGAUUUGUUGAUGAUGGAAUCGAAGGAUUGGGAGCGUCAUUUGAAAUCUGCGGAGACCUGUUUGAGAGAAUGCUUGAGUGAGCACAAAAUUAAAGAAGAUGUUAGGCGCCAGAAAUUAUGUUUCGAGAAAGGGUUGAAGAAUUUGGAGGAGAAAGAAACAGUGUUAAAUGGGUUGUUGGAGAAGAUAGAUAUGGAGAGAAAACAGUUUGGGGUACAAAUUCAGGGCUCUGUUGAUGAAAAGCUGAAGGAGAUUGCUGUUCGAGAGCAGUAUCUUGUGGAUGUAUUGGAGAAGAAAGAAAAUGAACUCAGAUGCCUGAAGGAAUGUUUGGACAAAAUGAAGGAUGAACUUGCUUCAUCAAGGGAAAGUUUGGAGACAAGGAAGAAUGGCGUUGCCUCUUCAGAGGAAUAUUUGCAGAAAAGGGAAAUUCAGCUUAAAUCAAAAGAGAUUCUUUUGAAGGAGAAGGAAAUGGAUCUUAUUUCCAGAGAGGAAACAGUCCGUAACAAGGAGAUUAGCAUCGAGUCCAGAGACAAGACAAUGACGGAUUUGAGGAGUUCACUUGAGUUGAGGGAAAAGGUUUUGAAGAAAGAUGAAGCCAAGGUUGAUUCGACUAAGAAAAGCUUAGAGAAGCAGGCGAAAGAGCUCGAGUCCUUGAAGAAAGACAUGGAGAAAACGAAAAAAGAGCUAAUUUCAAAGGAGGAUGAUUUGGAAACACGGAAAGCUGAGCUAACUGGAUUAGCUAGGGAAAUUGAGCUGGAGAGGGAACUUGUGCAGUUGAAGGAAACUGAGCUUGCUACCAGGCAACAGCUUCUGGAAUUGAGGGGGAAAAAUCGUAAGGCGGAUUCUGUUAUUGAUUCCCAGAAAGAAUGCUCGGAGUUGGUGGAACAUGAUUUGGCUAAACAUCAUGAACCUGUGACUACCAUCUUGGCAAGAACUCCAAAAGUCUGUGGGACAAAGAUAGUUGAAGGCAAUAACAGUUCAGGAAGUUCCAAGCGGAAAAGGUCCUCCAGAAGCGUAAUAAGGCUGAUCAAAGGUCUGGCCGCAAAGGAAAAGCACCAGCUAAUCUGACGGAUUACAUUACAUAUUAAAAGCAGCUUCCGUUACCACAGCAUGAUCCUUAGGCCUAUCAGGUUCAAUCUAUUUAUGAAUGGAAAAAUGCAGUUAUGCAUGCAACUAAGAAAAUGGUGUUUGUCAAGAAUCAAGAUCAUAAUGAGAGUAGCUUCAGUUUAAUAGAUAUAAUAAUGUUUAACUUCUACUUAAUGAGUAAUACCAACUGUUUUAAGUGAUCAAACCCGAGGCCGCUAGAAGGCAACUCACUUUGUUCUUGUUCUUUUCAUUAGUCUUGUCAAGAUUGUCUUAGGCAACAUUGCAGAUAUUCCAGUUUGAUCUUCC